Molecule: messenger RNA, 1486 nt
Organism: Jaculus jaculus (lesser Egyptian jerboa)
Lineage: Eukaryota; Metazoa; Chordata; Mammalia; Rodentia; Dipodidae
Product: rab GDP dissociation inhibitor beta-like
Exons: 2
Coding region: 1-768 (255 amino acids)
Biological process (GO): small GTPase-mediated signal transduction; protein transport; vesicle-mediated transport
Cellular component (GO): cytoplasm
Molecular function (GO): Rab GDP-dissociation inhibitor activity
Source: RefSeq, a predicted model, not a curated record
AUGGAUGAGUCCAUUGACUACUUGGAUCAACCAUGUUAUGAUACCAUUAAUAGAGUUAAACUUUACAGCGAGUCUUUGGCAAGAUAUAGCAAAAGCCCUUACCUUUAUCCACUCUAUGGACUUGGAGAACUGCCUCAAGGAUUUGCAAGGUUAAGUGCCAUUUAUGGGGGUACCUACAUGCUGAAUAAACCAACUGAAGAGAUCAUUGUGCAAAAUGGAAAAGUGGUUGGUGUAAAAUCUGAAGGAGAGAUUGCUCGUUGCAAGCAGCUUAUCUGUGACCCCAGCUAUGUGAAAGAUCGGGUAGAAAAAGUGGGCCAGGUGAUUAGAGUUAUCUGCAUCCUCAGCCACCCUAUCAAGAUCACCAAUGACGCCAACUCCUGCCAGAUCAUUAUUCCACAGAACCAAGUCAACCGAAAGUCAGAUAUCUAUGUUUGCAUGAUCUCCUUUGCACACAAUGUGGCAGCACAGGGCAAGUACAUGGCCAUUGUUAGUACAACUGUGGAGGCCAAGGAACCAGAGAAAGAGAUCAGGCCAGCUCUGGAGCUUUUGGAACCAACUGAACAGAAGUUUGUUAGCAUCAGUGAUCUCUUUGUGCCUAAAGAUCUGGGAACAGAGAGCCAGAUCGUUAUUUCCUGUGCAUAUGAUGCUACAACUCACUUUGAGACAACCUGUGACGACAUUAAAGACAUCUACAAAAGGAUGACAGGAUCUGAGUUUGACUUUGAAGAAAUGAAGCGCAAGAAGAAUGACAUUUAUGGGGAAGACUAACAGCAGUACACGUUAAUUAGGACAAAUUUUAAAUUUGGCAAAUAAUGUACAUUGUAUGAAAUCAAUAUUGCAAGGCCUGCUUUUUUAAUCAGAAUGGAGAUUGAAGAGCGCUGUAUCAGUAAACACUCCUUCCCAGCACUUUUCUAAUAUCAUGUAUUAACUUGUCAAAAUUGGUCAGUUCUGUUCCACUUAACCAAACUGGCUUUUUUUCCUAGUGAAGGAACAGUUCUUAACAAAUACUGUUAUCAAUAGAGAACUGGACACAGAAUUUAUAUCUUUUAAUCAGUGUAACUUUGCAAUUGUGGGCUUCUGCUCAAAAACUGGAUCCAUACAAUUUGUGCCAUCUUGAUGUUGAGUCUAAGUUGAAUAUUCCAGAGUCUAGGGCAGCACCACCACAUUUUCCCUAUAUUUCAUGUUACACGAGGGAUAAUAGCAGGGCCCAAAUAGGAUAGCCACGGGUUUGGUUUAUUUGGACAUAAACUGCUCACCCUGGAGGAAGCCAGCAGUACAUGGUUUUAUCCUGGUAAAAUUGAUGAGAAAGGGCAAGGAACUUAUCAAACAGCAAGUCAAACGUACAAGCAUCUCUUUAAUCCCACAUGUGGCUUCUUCAAUGGACCAAGCUGCAAGGCAGUAUUGAUUUGACAGAGCCUCUAUUUCAAUGAUGUUUGUGUCAAAAUGGCUCCAUAUGAUUUCUGUACUGCAAAAUAAAGCCAAACUC